AUGGUCAGUAAAAAUCGCGGAAGGAACCUAUACGCCGUCCUCCAAAGUAUAUUCCUUGCGACAAUACUAUAUUUCAUUCUUUAUUUUGCCGCAUUGGUGCUUCAACGAGGAUCGCUUCCAAGAACAACAAACGAUUUCUAUAGCAAUCCGUCAAUACCUGGAAUCGAGCAACUUGCUGCUGACAACCGUGAGCAUAGCAAUGACGUACUUCCUAACUAUAUACAGCUCGAUAAGAUCAUUAUCAAUGCCAAUUGGUUCAACAGACCUGAAAGUUCGGUUGUGAUUCGGGAUGACUACAUGGGAAAGAGGCCUCACGUUGACACUGUUGCUAAUCUUACCAAGCUAGUCCAUGAGUGUAGGGGAUCCUAUGAAAAUAUUGAACGAAUGCCAUACGUGUAUGACUGUUUAAAAUACCUUCAAACUGGCGAAAAAGAAUACUUUUAUUUACCUCCUUCCGGCGAGAGAGCAAGCGAGCAACCUCCUUCCCAAGCUGAGUAUCUAAACUCUGAUGGUCAAAAUAAUACCCUACCGCGCUACCCGUCUUACAGGGAAGUGACCAAAGACUCAAUAGGGCAGUGCAAUGGUCCGAUAAUCCCAUAUCAUGUCUACUGGACUGGCCCAGCCUCAUGGCGGGUAGAACUUUUCAUAAAAUCGUAUCUUUACACCCAAAAUAUACCUUGCUCUCGAUUAUGGAUUUGGUUAGAUGGAGAUCGAGACCCUGAGUCUGUUGAUAAAAUGCUACACCAUGACCCAAUUUUUUCUAAAUUUAUAUCAUUUGUCAAACGGGGCGAUAUUGUUCUCAAGACCUGGCGAUUUCCCUCGAGAAUCCCGCUACCUCGUGGAGACAAUACUGAUGGAGCUGGAUACUAUAAAACACCUGGGAAGCCUAAUCCCAUGAAUGAAACAACCGUAGCUGAGGGGCUGAUUCGAGACGCAAAUAACCAAGAGUGGCUGGUACUUACGGAGAAGCAGAUGAACUUCCUCCCAGUCGCCGUCUCUGAUGCGGUCAGAUUUGUUGUCUUGCACAUUUAUGGCGGCGCCUACUUUGACAUGGACGUGAUCAUGCUGCGAGAUAUGCGGCCGCUAUUGAUUGCUGAAGAUCAUGGAUUUGCUGAACGCUGGGGAGGACAUGCAUCUCCAGGAGACUAUAACACAGCAAUCAUGUCGUUAUCCGCAAACUCCUCUUUAUCCUCCUAUCUCUUACGAGGAGGUGUUAGGAUGGGCCUAAAUUUCCAUCCCCGUGUUAUUGGCGUAAUGGCUGUAAAGGAUCGCCGUAACCAUGAGCUUCACAUGUUGGAAACAGCCUUUUUUGAUCCCAUCUGGACAGAAUUUAACUGGGGACGCCUUGGCCCAUGUACUGUACCUUGCUUUCAUGAUUACGGACAAAUAUUCAAGGGUGGAAAAGCAGCAUUUCCACUCAAAGAUGAAUGGGAAGCCUACGCUGGUGAGCAACUUAAGUCUGUAAAAAAUAAGGAGAAGAACCACUGGAAAAUACCCGAUGAUGGAGGACUAGGAAUGUCGAAGAUACCAGGUGAAGAGGACUUGCCUGUGGUUGACAAAAGUACCUUGGAAAAGGCGGAAUAUAUAAUCGGACAAGAUACUUACCCACCAUCUAAUCGUACCCUAGAGAACUUUUUUCGCGGUGCUUGGACCUAUCAUGUACACAAUCAGUGGACUAAGAAACCUGAACCGUCUAGUUGGCUUAAUGUUUUACAGCGCGCUCAAGACGGAUUUUUUCUACAUGAUCGCAAGAAUCCUUAUGGAGAAAAGUGGACCGGUCCUGAACUUACAGAGUAUGAGGUUAGUUGGGAAUAUAUUUGA
Blumeria graminis f. sp. triticale is the source of this 1821-nucleotide messenger RNA. NCBI's taxonomy places the organism in Eukaryota, Fungi, Ascomycota, Leotiomycetes, Helotiales, Erysiphaceae. The record is from the annotation of a GenBank genome assembly.